CGGCUCGCUAGACCCGCCCCCUUCCGAACACGGCCGGCCCAGAUGAUUUGGGGAAAGGGCUUAAAGAAAUCAGAUCUGAGGUUCUGGGGAGCAGCCCCGGUGCUCCAUCUUGUCCAUCACGCACAGCCGUCCCUCCUCCUUUCCUUGCUUCCUCCGGUAGGAUCCACUUGUCGGGACUUUCUCACCCCAGCCUCAGGGCGGGACUCUUGCGUCACCUGUCUCCGGGCAGAUCGGCCGCACAAAGGUUAGCGCUCGGAAGCGCGGCCUCGGGAGAGGACCCAGGCGCCCCCUGGCGGGCGUGGUGAAGGGGCGGGGCUGUAGGCUGCGCGCAGCGCGCUGUCCCAGGUCGGAAACCAGUGCCCCAGGCAGCGAGGAGCGCGGCGCCGGGAUGCUGCGGGCGGGAGGACCAACCGGGGACUUACCCCGGGCCGGAGAAGUCCACACUGGGACAACCAUCAUGGCAGUAGAGUUUGAUGGGGGCGUUGUGGUGGGUUCUGAUUCCCGGGUGUCUGCGGGAGAGGCAGUGGUGAACCGAGUGUUUGACAAGCUGUCCCCACUGCACCAACGUAUCUACUGUGCCCUUUCUGGUUCAGCUGCUGACGCCCAGGCUGUGGCCGACAUGGCCGCCUACCAGCUGGAGCUCCAUGGGAUGGAACUGGAAGAACCUCCGCUUGUUCUGGCUGCUGCCAACGUGGUGAGGAAUAUCACCUACAAAUAUCGGGAGGAUCUGUCUGCACAUCUCAUGGUAGCUGGCUGGGACCAACGUGAAGGGGGCCAGGUAUACGGAACCCUGGGAGGAAUGCUGACUCGACAGCCCUUUGCCAUUGGUGGCUCUGGCAGCACCUAUAUCUACGGUUAUGUGGACGCAGCAUAUAAACCAGGCAUGUCCCCUGAGGAGUGCAGGCGCUUCACCACGGAUGCUAUCGCUCUGGCCAUGAGCCGGGAUGGCUCUAGUGGGGGUGUCAUCUACUUGGUCACUAUUACAGCUGCUGGUGUGGACCAUCGAGUAAUCUUGGGCAAUGAGCUGCCGAAAUUCUAUGACGAGUGAAUCUUCUUCAAACUUCCCUCCCUUAUUUUAUAAUAAACUUUCUGGGAACAGAACCUGGUACUGUCAGUGGGAAAUGGGUACUCAGGGAGAUGAAGCUUAGCGGAGGGGACUUCCUCCCUCCCAGAUACCAGCACACCCUUUUUAUUCCUUUGUUCUCAGGUCUGAAACAUCUUUCUCAAGAGGAAGAGUGGGUAGUAUACUAGAAAGAGCCCUAUACAUGACAGGUCAUCAUGUACGGAGUGAUUCAGAAAUAUUAGAAACAAUAGAAAUUCUCAUUCUGAUGCCCAAGGGAUGAGGGUGCAAGUGAGGAGCUGAGAUUCAUUCCCUCAAAGUUAAGACUGAUAGGUAGAUAAGACAGCUACCCACGUGAGAAUUAGCUAAGAGCACCAGCAAACUCAUGU
Messenger RNA from Ceratotherium simum simum (southern white rhinoceros), 1449 nucleotides. RefSeq names its product proteasome 20S subunit beta 9 (gene PSMB9). Gene Ontology annotation, molecular function: threonine-type endopeptidase activity. Lineage: Eukaryota; Metazoa; Chordata; Mammalia; Perissodactyla; Rhinocerotidae. The record is from RefSeq and is a predicted model, not a curated record. Gene Ontology annotation, cellular component: proteasome core complex; cytoplasm.